AUGGCUGACACACCCCCGAAACCAGAUGCUAUUCCGGAAGGUGGACAGUAUCAGCCUCCAAAACCUCCACCCAAGCAGAAUCCUGUUUUUCGCAUGAUGGGCAAGUUGUUUACAGGAUUGCCAAAUUUUCGAUUCAGGCUGCCCUCACGGAACUGGAUGAUCUUCCUCACCAUCACCGGCUCUUGGACUGCCGCUGUAGUCUAUGACCGUCGCGAGAAGAAAAGGGUACAGAAGAAAUGGUGUGACCUGGUCUCUCACAUUUCACAAGAACCUCUCGAUGUAAAACAAAUGCGCAGGAAACUGACAAUAUUCCUGUCCGCUCCUCCAGGAGACGGUAUCCGUCCCUCAAGAGAAUAUUUCAAGGAAUACGUCAAGCCAGUGCUCGUUGCUGCCGCGCUGGACUACGAUGUGAUAGAAGGUCGCAAAGAGGGCGAUGUAAGAUAUGGAACCGCCGAACAGAUAAGAAGAUUGCGGCGGAGAAGGGGCGAGAAAGGCCCUGAAUCAGCAGAGGAGAGAGAGCCUGACACGGAGACGCUUGUUGAGAAUAUUCGGGACGCUGUGAACAUCACCCCGGAGCCAGGUACAAGAGGCGAUCUUGUUCUCGGCAGACAUACCUGGAAAGAAUACAUACGAGGACUAAAUGAAGGCUGGCUUGGUCCUGUCGAGGAGCCUCGACCGCCACCUGAACCGCUCUCCGAACCAUCACCCAUCCAUCCUCCCCCGGGAGUUCUGAUAGAUGAACCUACCGGAGACACAGAAUCCCCGCAUGAAUCUGAAAUGAAAGAGGAAGAGAAGCAGGAAGCAAAGAAAAAACCAUCCCCACCUCCAGCAUAUCUCUCCAUAGAACAAUACUCCUCCGCACCUCUCUCCCCACAUAUACCAUCACAACUGGAACCCUCACAACCCAUACACCAACAACAUCUCCUCGGGUUCCUCAAGACACCCCAGCGAAUGUACAACUUCCUCAACCGCCGCCACUUGGCCGAUCAAAUUGGCCGAGAGACUGCAGCCAUCGUCCUCGCCGCAAGCAGACCCUACGAACAGACCACCAGCUUUGCCACCACAUCCGCGGGCCUUGAAGCCGACCCAGUAGCCACAAGAGCGCCAGAGAACGACGCCGACACCGACGCCGGCAUUGUGCAGACUGGCCAGACGUGGGAGCAACAGACUGUCCUCGCCAACGAGGAGCGAGCCUGGCACAAAUCAGUCCGGAAGCCACGGAAGGAGUGCGAUAUAACCGAGCAAAUAUGGACGAAAGACGUUGUGCUGGACACUCGUGUUGGUGAGCGGAUGAGGAGGUUCGCUCUCCAGCCCGAGGAAGAAGCCCGAGCGAACAGGAUCGCCAGCGGAGCAGAACAGUCGCGCGCCGUGCCCAUCCAAGACCUGCGGGCCGAGAAGGUGGUACUUGGGGAUAUUUCUGAAGAAGAAUAA
Exophiala aquamarina CBS 119918 is the source of this 1431-nucleotide messenger RNA. RefSeq lists its product as uncharacterized. The transcript is spliced from 2 exons. Bases 1 to 1431 code for a protein of 476 amino acids. The record is from RefSeq and is a predicted model, not a curated record. Lineage: Eukaryota; Fungi; Ascomycota; Eurotiomycetes; Chaetothyriales; Herpotrichiellaceae.